This is a messenger RNA of Caenorhabditis briggsae, 1170 nucleotides long. RefSeq names its product Protein CBR-VIG-1 (gene Cbr-vig-1). Gene Ontology annotation, cellular component: cytoplasm; nucleus. The record is from RefSeq and is a predicted model, not a curated record. The coding region runs from base 1 to 1170 and encodes 389 amino acids. NCBI's taxonomy places the organism in Eukaryota, Metazoa, Nematoda, Chromadorea, Rhabditida, Rhabditidae. The transcript is spliced from 5 exons. Gene Ontology annotation, molecular function: RNA binding.
AUGACCGAGUACGGAUGUCAAGUCACCAACAAGUUUGGUCUUCCAUCGGACGAUGACUCCGAAUAUGACGAUCCUCGCGAGCUCAUGCAGAAGGUCUCCCAGCUCGCACUCAAGAAGAAGGAGGAGAAGGCUGUGAAGCCCGCCCAGCCGACCAAGCCAGUCGCUGCUGCUCCAGCUAGUGCUGCCGCCAAGACCGACGGUGCUUCUGCUGGACGUGGACGCGGAGGACGUGGUCGCGGACGCGGGGGAGCUGCUGGCCGUCCACGUGAUGGCGGAGAUCGUGUCUCCAACGAGAACAACGGUGAACGCUCCGGCGAUUCCCGUCGUGGAGGACCCCGCAGAGGCGGUGAACGCGGAGCUGCUCGUCCAGCUGGACGUGGAGGACGCGGAGGAUUCACUCGCGAGAACAGAGAAGGAGAGGAGCCAAGAGACCAACAUUUCGCUGACGACGGACAAGACACCCGCGCUCCAAGACGUCGCGGAGGAUUCACCCUUGGUGGACCAUCCGGCGGACGUGGAGGAUCCCGUGGAGGUCGUGGACGUCAAUUCGACCGUCAAUCCGGAUCCGAUCGUACCGGAGUUCGCGCUUUCGAGAAGAAGGACGGACAUGGAAAGGGCAACUGGGGAGACCAGAAGGAUGAGCUCGCCGGAGAGACCGAGAACAUCGCUCCAGAGGGAGAGACUGCUCCAGCUGAGCCAGAGGUUCCACGUGAGAAGACCGCCGAGGAGCUCGCUUUCGAGGCUGAGCAAGAGGUUCUUGCCAAGCAGAAGACUCUUAAGGAGUUCAGAGCUGCUCAAAACGCUGAGGCUCCAAAGUUCAACACCAGAAAGGCUGGAGAGGGAGCUGCUGACAACUUCGGCAAGCUCAUCCCAAUGAAGAAGGAGGUCAUCCCAGACCGCGAGGAGGACGAGGUCGUCGUUAUCCACAAGGCUCCAAGAAAGCAAGUGUUGGACAUCUCCAUCACCUUCCGCAACGAUCGCCCAGAACGUGAGCGCAACGAUCGCGAUCAUCGUCGCAACGACGACCGCUCGGAGAGACCACAACGCGGUGGACAAAGAGGAGGACGCGGAGGCCGUGGAGGACCACGUUCCGGAGGACAAGGAGGACGUCAUCAAGCAACACCAUUCAACGCUUCUGAGGACGCCUUCCCAGCUCUCGGAGCCAAGUAA